Messenger RNA from Lycium ferocissimum, 594 nucleotides. RefSeq lists its product as uncharacterized. The transcript has a single exon. Gene Ontology annotation, molecular function: nucleic acid binding; RNA-DNA hybrid ribonuclease activity. The coding region runs from base 1 to 594 and encodes 197 amino acids. NCBI's taxonomy places the organism in Eukaryota, Viridiplantae, Streptophyta, Magnoliopsida, Solanales, Solanaceae. The record is from RefSeq and is a predicted model, not a curated record.
AUGGUUGAAUACGAGGCCUGCAUUCUAGGUCUUUGGAUGGCACUGGAUAUAGACAUCAAUGAAUUGCUAGUCAUUGGAGACUCUGACCUACUAAUUCAUGAAGUACAAGGCGAAUGGGCCACCAAAAAUGAAAGGAUCUUGCCAUACGUGAACUUGGCACAAAGACUGUGGAAGAAAUUUAGAAAGAUUGAGUUCCAUCAUACUCCAAGAGCUCAGAACGAGUUUGCUGACGUGCUGGCCACAAUAGCGUCAAUGAUCCAACAUCCUGAAAGCAAUCACAUCGACCCACUGAGGAUAAGCUUGAAAGUAGAGCAUGCUCAUUGUUGCCACAUAGAAGUAGAGCCGGAUGAGCCGUGGUACAGUGACAUAAAAAUAUACUUGGAGAAGUGGGAAUAUCCCGAAGGAGUCACGAGUGGAAAAAAGAAGACCAUCAGAAGAAAGGCAAAUGGUUUCUUCCUAAACAAAGAAGUGUUGUACAAACAGACACCGAAUUUGAGUUUGCUUCGAUAUGUAGAUGCCGGCGAAGCCACCACUUCUAGAAGAAAUACAUGCUGGGACAUAUGGACCCCGCAUGAAUGGAUUUGUACUGGCUAA